Messenger RNA from Punctularia strigosozonata HHB-11173 SS5, 566 nucleotides. Its product is annotated as nuclear protein. Lineage: Eukaryota; Fungi; Basidiomycota; Agaricomycetes; Corticiales; Punctulariaceae. Gene Ontology annotation, molecular function: zinc ion binding. Bases 169 to 399 code for a protein of 76 amino acids. The record is from RefSeq and is a predicted model, not a curated record. The transcript has 3 exons.
GUCGGGAAGUGGAUCUCGAUCCCUCCGCUUACGCGUCCUCCUAUCCCUCCCUUAAAGCAGCUGUUGGGGUGUGCUCGUCUCAGUCAUCUUCACCCACUGCCCUCUCAGACUUGAGCUUCACACUCCCCCGUUCUACUUCCCUCCUCCGUCGCCUAUCCCAGACACAUCAUGCCUGCCAAGAAGCGCUGCCAGCUCCAGGGCGAAACCCCUUGCAACUCGGCCGUCCUCCGCAUCGUAGGGCAAUGCCCACACUGUCGCAUGGAGUUCUGCGGAACACAUCGACUGCCUGAACACCAUGCCUGCAACAACCUGGAGAGCUGCCGUCAGCAGGCGUUUGAGAAGAAUAAGCUGAAGCUCGAGUCGGAGAGGACAGUGGCGUCCAAGAUGGGCGUCGCAUGAGACGGGACGGAUGCUGCCGCCUUUCUCCCCCUAUCCCUCCCAUGUCCACAUACCCCCGUCACGAUUUAUUCCAUUCCCCCCAUCUAUCACAUUCAUACACUCCGCCUCCUCUCCCCGCGCUUCAGUACAUCACGGACGCAUUACCACUAUACCUGCACGCCAUCCCC